GGAGCAUCUGUCUGCGUCAGGAGGCUGCACAGACAAGAAAGGCGAAGCAGCAGGAUUUCAUACAGAAGAGGGCACACAGGGGCGCUCCGAAUAAGAAGCCAAAUUCUGCACUGCAGUGGAUUUCCUCAGAACCGCCCUAUGAACUUCUGUUGCCAUGGCAUCUGACAGUUUCCAGUACCGGGCGCUCUUUGAGUACAAGCGGGAGCGCGGUGAUGACAUCAGUCUCCAGCCAGGUGACCUGCUCACCGUCCCCAAGGCCUCGCUGAUGGCGGUGCCAGGGCUGGACUACCAGGAUGGGGACGAGCGGAGCCCCAAAGGCUGGCUGCAUGGCACCAACGAGAGGACCAAGGAGAAGGGAGACUUUCCAGGGACUUUUGUGGAGUAUGUCGGGGUGGUGAGGGUCAGCCCUCCUGCGGCUAAAUCCUGGCCCAGGCCUGUACCACCAACCCCAGGGGGGUCACAGAUCGCUGUGGGGGCUCAGCCUCUUGGAGCAGCUGCUGCUUCAGGUGUGGAGGCGGAGCUUCUGUCUGAAGUGGCUCCUGCGGUUGUUCUGAGACUCAUCGAGGCCGUUGAGAAACACGGUUUGAACAGUGAGUCUCUGUAUCGAGCUCCUCCAGUAGCCUCCAGUGGACCUGCAGAGCUGCGACAGGCUCUGGACUCAGAUCCAGUCUCAGUGGACCUGGACCAGUAUGAUGUGGUAUCUCUGACUGAUGCUCUCAGAGGUUUCCUGCAGGACCUGCCCGCCCCCAUCAUCCCCGCCACAGUCUACAGCGAGUUGGUCUUCACUGCUCAAGAGAGUCAGAGUGUGGAGGAGUGUGGGGAGAGGCUGAAGAGGAUCCUGGAGUCUCCCAGCAUCGCUCAGGCCAACCACCAGCUCCUGGUCCACCUCAGCAGACACCUGGCCCGGGUCAGCCAACACAGCAACGCCGGUCCCCGGCUGCUGGGACAGGCCUUUGCCGAGGCCGUCUUCAAGCACUCUCCUCUCAGUGCGGACGUGAUCCCGGAGCAUCACGUCAGGAUCUUGGAGGCUCUAAUCGCAACAGGAGGUCUCAUGGAGAUGCAGGCUGCGCCAGCUCUUCCUCCGAAGCCAGCGAAGCCCCAGCAGCCCUCCUCAGUCGGGGUGGGAGGGGGCAGCAGCAACGGCACCAAGGACGGAGGAGCAGUAGGCUCACUGCAAGAGGCUGAGUGGUACUGGGGUGAUAUAUCCAGGGAGGAGGUGAAUGAUAAGCUCAGAGACAUGCCUGAUGGGACCUUCCUGGUUCGGGACGCUUCCACCAAAAUGCAGGGCGACUACACGCUCACACUGAGGAAAGGGGGCAACAACAAGCUGAUAAAGAUCUACCAUCGGGACGGGAAGUAUGGCUUCUCCGACCCCCUGACGUUCAGCUCGGUGGUGGAGCUCAUCAGCCACUACAGACACGAGUCUCUGGCUCAGUACAACACCAAGCUGGAUGUCAAACUCAUGUACCCCAUCUCCCGCUUCCAGCAGGACCAGCUGGUAAAGGAGGAUAAUAUUGAUGCUGUGGGGAAAAAGCUGCAGGAGUACCACAAUCAGUACCAGGAGAAGAGCAAAGAGUACGACAGACUGUACGAAGAAUACACCAAGACGUCGCAGGAGAUCCAGAUGAAGCGGACAGCCAUCGAAGCCUUCAACGAGACCAUCAAGAUCUUCGAGGAGCAGUGCCACACACAGGAGCGCUACAGCAAGGACUACAUCGAGCGCUUUCGCCGUGAGGGCAACGACAAGGAGAUCGAGCGGAUCAUGAUGAACUACGAGAAGCUCAAGUCUCGGCUCGGAGAGAUCCAUGACAGCAAGGUGCGGCUGGAGCAGGACCUGAAGACACAAGCCAUGGACAACCGCGAGACUGACAAAAAGAUGAACAGCUUGAAGCCUGACCUCAUACAGCUCCGCAAGAUCAGGGACCAGUAUUUAGUCUGGCUCAAUCACAAAGGAGUUCGUCAGAAACGAAUUAACGACUGGCUAGGAAUCAAGAACGAGAACACUGAUGAAGGCUACUUUGUGAGUGAGGAGGAUGAUAACUUGCCUCACUACGAUGAGAAGAGCUGGUUCGUCGGGGACCUGAACAGGACGCAGGCGGAGGAGCUGCUCCUCGGGAAGCCGGACGGAGCCUUUCUCAUCCGAGAAAGCAGCAAAAAAGGCUGCUACGCCUGCUCUGUAAUUGUUGAAGGUGAAGUGAAGCACUGCGUCAUCCACAGCACACCGCGCGGCUUCGGCUUCGCUGAGCCCUACAACCUGUACAGCAGCCUGAAGGACCUGGUGCUCCAUUACCACCAGACCUCCCUGGUGCAGCACAACGACUCGCUCAACGUGCGCCUCGCAUACCCCGUCUACGCACAGAUGCCCUCCGGACGCAGAUGAACCCCACCCCUGCCUGGCCACACCUCCACAUAGACAACAAACCAACCCCCUCUUGGGGAAGGGAGAACGGGGAGAGUGAAGGAAGGGAGGGAGGGGGAUUGGUUGAAAUAAGUGACCCCGAACACCAGACCCGAUAAAGAUAGAAACAAAUUAAACACUUGCUGCAACACACACGUCAGCCACCUUGGAGUUAUAUAUUUUUACAAGAACAAUUUCGGAGGGCAUUCUUUCUAAAGACUGCUUGAUUUGCACAAGGAAGUUUUAAAUGUUUGUGAAUGUGAAAAAAAAAAAAAGUGACUGACGGAAGGAAGGAAGGAAACUUGAGUUUCAGGUUGACCCCGCUGCUACCUAAACUCCAGCUCAGACUUUUUACCAGAAACUCAAAAACCACAUGAAUGACAACGAAGACGGCAACAAAACAUUCCCAUUUUAAAACUUUUGUUUUAGUUUCCCGUUAUUUUCAUUUAACACCUCAGAUGAUUAUAUUACGACCUUUUUGUUUUGUUUCUGGAGUUGUUUUCAUGUUUCCUUUUGUUUGUGGUAAAUGCAAGAGGAGAUGAUGUCAAGUGUCUGUUCUCUGUCCCUCUCCGUACGAAAAGCAAAAAUAAUGUAGCAUAACGAUACAACGGACACUUAUUUUAUGAAGUGUUCCUCCAUGUAGACUGCUGCUGAAGGGUUAGGGAGGGGGGCACACAAGCGACACAAAACAGUUUUGUAGUCUUGAAAGAAGGACAAAAGGCUUGCUUUUAUAAUAACUGUAUUGUGUUUUUUUUUUUUUGCUUUGUUGGGGCGGGGGGGUAUUUUUUGCCAAUGUGUACAUGGCAAUGUCACAGAUCAGAACCAGAGACCAAAGUUGGUGUCGAGAGGGAGGGGGAGGGCAAAGAGUCAGGUAGUGUGUGUUUCUUAGGCUUUUUUUUUUUUUCUUCUUUCUUUUUGUGAAUGAAGAAAAGCAAACGAAUGGUGUGUUUGAGACCACACAUAAAACCGAGUUUUGGGCCACGUGCUUGUGCACCAAAUAGCCUUUUUGGAAAACCAAAUGGUACGUAACCAGAAACACCAGGACCUUCUGUAAAUACAGAUGGUCAAGUAAGAAGCACUUAAACGAGUCCCAUUUGUGACCUCAGCACUCUGUACGUUACUCUGUGAUUGUCUUCCCUAUGUAAAUCCAAGUGGAAAAGUCAAAACUAAAGCUGAAACGAGUAGAUAAAUUAGUCAAUCGACGGAAGAAUAAUUGCUAACUAAAGUUAUAGUUUUAAGUCAUUUUCCAGCAAAAUCUAAAACAUACUUCAGCACAUCACAUUUGACUUUUAUACAUUUUUCACUAUUUUUUGACAGUUUAUAGACCAAACGCGUAAUUGAGUCAUUGAGAAAAUAACUUAGAAAAAUACCGCUGAAGAUGCAACUGAUUCCACACGUCUUUCUGCCGGGACUGAAAAUGUUUGUGGAAAUAUUGUAUUCAAACGUAAUUUUCACCCCAAGCAGACUUGACUGCUGGACAUGCAUUAAGUCCACUGACGCUAUGGCAGGCCAUGGCAGUUUGUGAAAAAUGUUGGAUUUUAAACACUUGCAUAGGGAGCACUAUGACCAAAUCACAGCAUAACAUCCAGAGCGCUGAGGUAACAAAUGUUGCUACAUUUAAACAAGACAAGAAAAGAUUACAAAUGGUCAGUUUCACCAAAAUCCUGAACCAUGGAACCUGAAACCCAUUUUAUGUGUGGUUUAAAAAAAAAAAAAAAAAAGAGUGAGAGAUACAUGAAUAUAUGCUAACGACUGUGGGUUGAAAAACUGGGACUCUGUGUUUUGUUACAAAACUUACAGAAAUAAUAAGCUUUGAUAAAAUGUUUAAUGUGUAACACAGAGAGCAGGUAGAUGGAGGCGAUGUCCCGAGCUGAAGACACAUGCUUUAGAAGUAAAUACUGAAAACUUGAAAGAACGUGCAAUCUAGCGUUGUGUAGUUCAGCAGUCAAGAAGAGAGUGAGAUGCACUAAGGUCCAAGAGAUAAUCAAAGUGCACAGUGAAGCUUUUGGAGUGAAUUUCCGUUUUGUUUGUCUGAUUGCUUAGUUUCCUCUUAUUUUGUGAAUUUUUGUUUUGUUUUUUAAACUCAGAACUUCUUGCCGGUGCUUGACUUUAUAACCAGUGGAAGCAUCACACAAUAAAAAAUAUCUUGAAAAACUGAAGAGAACAACA
Messenger RNA from Siniperca chuatsi (mandarin fish), 4567 nucleotides. It is a transcript of the gene pik3r3b, whose product is annotated as phosphoinositide-3-kinase, regulatory subunit 3b (gamma). The record is from RefSeq and is a predicted model, not a curated record. Gene Ontology annotation, molecular function: protein binding; 1-phosphatidylinositol-3-kinase regulator activity. NCBI's taxonomy places the organism in Eukaryota, Metazoa, Chordata, Actinopteri, Centrarchiformes, Sinipercidae. Gene Ontology annotation, cellular component: phosphatidylinositol 3-kinase complex. Gene Ontology annotation, biological process: insulin receptor signaling pathway; phosphatidylinositol phosphate biosynthetic process. The coding region runs from base 155 to 2380 and encodes 741 amino acids. The transcript has 15 exons.